UUUCACACAUUAUUAAAAAGAAAUGAAAAUAAAGACGAAAAAAAACAUAAUAACAAUUACAUAUCAAUACAGAUAACGUGCAAUGAAAAGAAUUUGCUUGCUCCGUACAUUAGCGAGUGAGUGUAACAUGUGUUGUCAUUAAUCGUAAAAUGCGCGUUGUUAUGCAAUCAGCGAUAAUGCAGUUAUCAAUGAACGAUAUAUAGAUAUCUUCUUAUUUUAUGAAAUUCAAAUUUUUACAUAGCCAGUAGGGGUCAUUUCUUUUUUCAUAUCAUUAUUCAAUUCAGUUUCAAAUAUCACUUGUAUUCUAGAGUUUUGGUAGAUAGUUCUCACAUAUGAAAAUAAACAGAAACAGGUUUAUAAACUGGAAAAUACACAAGGUGGUGGGGAAUACUAUGUUGUCACAAAUAUUAACAUUUUAAUGGUCGUUGUCUGCGGAAGCUUGCUUGGAGAUUACGUCGAAGUUUGUUCACAAUUAUUAUUGAGUAUUUUUCUGCACGUGCUUUCAAAUCUCAUCGAGAUGAGAAGCUUAUUGGGUCAUAUUUUAUCAGUUUCACGAAAUCGUCCGUAUGGAUCAUGUGUUAACGAAAGUCUUUUCUUGAUAUUUACGCUAUAGAUUUAAAAAACUUAUGACACCGUAACAUGAUUGUGUUUAAUGUAUAUACUAAACUAAUGCAAUUACCAUAGCUACUUUAAACUAAUACAAUUUCCCGCCAAAAGUGUUGCAUGUUUAAAAAAGGGCGGCAAUUUUAAAAAUAUAAUAAAAUUUUUUCCUGAUAACGUGAUAUAUCCUUUAUCCUUCCACGCGCGUCGCUGAAAUCACGAAAAUGAGAGAAAAGAAUGUAAUCUCGACGCGCGGAAAAAAGGCGGGAAAAGGAAAGCUGUAACAAAGAAGUCGCGCACGUGACGCUGGCGAAUUCGAAAAAGUGAUACAUACACGUUUACGUUUAUAUUUGAACAAUUCUUAUCGCGAUGUGCUUCGACAGAUAGCACUUAUGCGUGUCGUUUGAUAACCAAUCGCCACGUUCUCGGCCAAUUUUCGAUUCGUGACACGAUAUCUUACGUUCUCUGAAAAAAGUCACGAAUCGAGCACGCGGUCAAGAGCGAAAUGGUUCGCUGCUCCUCAUUAUCAACGAAGGAAUUUUAUUUCGACCGAUAAACCGCAACGGUUCGUUUCACAGUAGGGGGAAUCAUUGUCGAUACAAAUGACGAAGGUGAUCCGCGGAUAAAAUUGUCAAAGGUGAAGAAACGAAAAUCUUUCCAACGUGAAAUUUCAAAUAUGUAACAAUUUGAAGAAACUUGCCCGUGUAUUUUAUUUGAAAACAAUCAUUUCUCCCAUGGGUCCUUAUCCGAAAUGAAAACGAUCCUCGUCGUAUUGGAUCGUGGAAUUUUUAAACAAAGUUUUUGUUACUAUUGCGCAAUAAUCCAUCGCGUAUAAUACGGGUUACAUAACAAUAUACUAUGUAGAAAUGUGUCCACUGCACGAUUCGUGUGUACGCGUCUACUUACACGAACGGAUGUCACCGUAACGUGUGAAUAACGAUACUGGCGUCCUUCUUCCUCUUCGUGGUAGUAACGUCCACAUUGGACUGCAGCACGUAACAGAAGGACAAAUAUGUUUAUGACGAUUGGAAUUCAUUAAGAUGACGUAGAGAGAAAGAGUGAGACGUCUUGAAAACAACGUACAGCUGAAAAUUGAAUCUGAAUGGAAAGGGUAGAAGUAGCCAUUGGAAAUCGAUCCAAAGUUUCAUAGAUUUUUCGACCAACGAACAAGAUAAAUCCUAUAUGGAUAAUCGUAACAAGUGCAAAGAACAUACUGGUUAAAUAAAAAUAACCAAGGUUCUUGACCCCUUAUCUAAAGAUUAUAAAAAAAAAAGAAGAAAAAAAUCGCUUCAAAAUGAUCAUAGACGAAGAUGGUGGGAAAUAAAACCAAAAAACAGAUAAUAUAUAAAAAUCAGAGAUAUUUUGAAACGCAAUAUAUUAAUAUUUUCUCUGAAAAUACGAAAUGCAUGUGGUAAACGUUAAAUUAUCUUCAAAGUCAUCGUUAACAAUGUAAAAUGAAAAUGACGAGGAUAUCUCGAAAGUAGAUAGAACGAAACGAAUACGGUGUCGGAUAAGGUAAUACGCGUUACGUGGUGAGCGAAGAAAGGAGAAAGAGUAAGCGCAAGUCGCAAGUCCGAUGGCAAAAGCUCCGACGUUAAUCGGUAGGUUUCGACCACGCGACGAACCGAGCAGUUCAGUGGAAACAAACGUAAUGUCGUCGGUGUCCGACGACCCCUGAACCCUGUCGUCCGGUUGUUCUUUUUUCUUUUUUUUUCCUUUUACUCUGUUCUUGUAUCGUUGCUCACGUGUACUCCGUCUCGUCGUAUUUCGACGGCGAUUUCCUCUCCUCGAUCGGAGCGUUCACGAAGUAGCGCGCGCGGUAUCGCAACAGCGAGCCUAUUGCACGGCCAGUGCGUCGUCGUGUCUCCUUUGGUGCUCCUCGUCGUGGUGGAACGACAGUUGAAGUGAUGAUGAUGAUCGUGAUGACGACGACGACGACGACGGCUCGUCGUUCGAACGCCUGAUCGCGCGGCUAAAUCCGAAAACAAGAAAGUAACAGCGGGGUAACGAGAGAGCGCGUGUGUGCCUCAAGGGGAUUUCUAUAUAACAAUAGUAAACAAAGGCGAAGCAGUGUUACCGAGGACGCGUUCACCUGUGUCUACGUAUAUUCUCUUCUAUUAUUCUCCUCGGUUUCUUGGCGUAAAUCUCGAAGAGGAAGAAGAUAAUCGAAGAUUCUCAAGAACCGAUUAAACAAAUUCGGACAAUCCCGAGGUACAAAGCUGUGUCUGGUAUGCUUCGAGGUCUUCUGGACACUUUUCUCGGUUUCAAUCACGCUGAACAAAGUGACACACCAAGUGUUUCGUCCGCCGUUGUUCUAUUCGCUCCUCUUCUCUUCGGCUUCUCGUUCGCCGUGAUUAUACGCCGAUACGUUCACCUUGGACACAUUUUCACCGAUCGGCUCCAACAAGGGUGGUGGUGGUGGUCUCACCUUUCACGAGCAUUUCAUUCGGUGUACGGUCGUAGGAGGAUCGAGGGUAACGCCGAGUGCGUAGACAGUGAUCCAGGGAAACAGGGAUCGAAAGAGGCUGAUAACGUUCGCGUUAUUACGAUCAACGGCACGAUGUCGGAAAAUCCAGUAAGCUUCGUCGUCGGUGGACCCGACACCGAUCUAGCCGAGGAAUUGGAGGUUGAGGAUAGCUUCCCAUCCGAAGGAAGCGAUAUGGGCCUUAACCAGGCGCAGCAGAAUAUCUUGCCGGGCUUGGUCGAACGUCGCAAGCGACUCAGGCCCAGCAUGUCGCAGGGUACGGUGAUGAUUCAGACGCAAAAUCGGCUAUACGAAAAAGAUUUCACUAUCGCAACACCAGAAGAAUUCGUUCAUCGUUUCGGUGGUACCAAAGUUAUUAACAAGGUGUUGAUCGCUAACAACGGUAUAGCAGCAGUAAAAUGUAUGCGUUCCAUUCGACGAUGGUCCUACGAGAUGUUCAAGAACGAACGAGCGGUACGGUUCGUCGUGAUGGUCACACCGGAAGAUCUAAAAGCGAACGCGGAAUAUAUAAAAAUGGCAGACCAAUACGUUCCGGUACCAGGUGGAUCGAACAACAACAACUACGCGAACGUGGAAUUGAUCGUGGACAUAGCUAUACGUACCCAGGUGCAGGCUGUGUGGGCUGGAUGGGGUCACGCUUCUGAAAAUCCAAAAUUACCAGAAUUACUUCACAAAAAUAACAUUAGUUUCAUUGGACCAUCUGAGAGAGCCAUGUGGGCACUUGGAGACAAAAUUGCAUCGAGUAUAGUGGCUCAAACCGCAGAGGUACCGACGCUCCCUUGGUCAGGAUCAGAGUUGAAAGCUCAGUACAGUGGAAAGAAGAUAAAGAUAUCCUCGGAACUGUUCAAAAAAGGUUGUGUCUCCACGGUAGAAGAAUGUCUAGCUGCUGCUAAUAAAAUCGGCUUUCCUAUUAUGGUAAAAGCGAGCGAAGGAGGUGGUGGUAAAGGUAUCAGAAAGGUGGAGAAUGCUGAAGAAUUGCCUACGUUGUUUAGGCAGGUACAAACUGAAAUACCUGGAUCUCCGAUAUUCAUUAUGAAACUGGCUAAGUGCGCACGCCAUUUGGAAGUUCAAUUACUGGCUGAUAAUUACGGAAAUGCGAUAUCAUUGUUCGGUCGUGAUUGCUCUAUUCAGAGGAGGCAUCAGAAAAUUAUAGAAGAAGCUCCGGCUGUGAUCGCCAAACCUGAAGUUUUCGAAGAGAUGGAAAAAGCUGCUGUAAGAUUGGCCAAAAUGGUCGGAUAUGUCAGCGCAGGUACUGUCGAGUAUCUCUAUGACACGUCUGGACGAUACUUCUUUUUGGAAUUGAAUCCACGUCUUCAAGUGGAACAUCCUUGUACCGAGAUGGUAUCAGAUGUCAAUUUACCCUCUGCUCAACUUCAAAUUGCCAUGGGAUUACCGCUUCACCAUAUCAAAGAUAUCCGUCUUCUUUACGGUGAAAGUCCAUGGGGCGACAGUGUCAUCGAUUUCGAUCAACCACGGCAUAAGCCUCAACCGUGGGGUCACGUUAUAGCUGCUAGAAUUACUAGUGAAAAUCCUGAUGAAGGUUUCAAGCCAAGUUCAGGAACCGUGCAAGAAUUGAACUUCCGUUCUUCCAAGAAUGUUUGGGGUUAUUUCUCCGUGGCGGCAUCCGGCGGUCUCCACGAGUUCGCCGAUUCUCAAUUCGGUCAUUGUUUCUCUUGGGGCGAGGAUCGUGAUCAAGCUAGAGAGAAUUUAGUUAUAGCUUUGAAAGAACUGAGCAUCAGGGGUGACUUUAGAACCACCGUCGAGUACCUAAUCACGUUAUUGGAGACGAAUUCGUUCCUAGAUAAUAAUAUAGACACAGCAUGGUUAGAUUUAUUGAUCUCUGAACGUGUUAAGAGCGAUAAACCGGACGUAUUGUUGGCUGUAACCUGCGGUGCGCUUCACAUCGCUGAUAGAACUAUCACUGCCGCUUUCUCUGGAUUCCAAACGGCUUUGGAAAAAGGACAGAUACAAGCUAGCAAUGACUUAGACAAUGUUAUUGACGUUGAAUUGAUCAACGAUGGGUACAAAUAUAAGCUACAAGCCGCUAAGUCAGGUCCUAAUAGUUACUUCCUUAUCAUGAACGGUUCUUAUAGAGAGGUUGAGGUACACCGCCUAUCUGACGGAGGACUUUUACUUUCUUUGGACGGUGCAAGUUUCACCACCUACAUGAGAGAAGAGGUUGAUCGUUAUAGAAUUAUUAUAGGAAAUCAAACUUGCAUCUUUGAAAAGGACAACGAUCCUUCUCUGUUGAGAUCACCGUCAGCUGGAAAACUAAUCAGUUUCCUCGUCGAAGACGGUGGCCACGUUAAUCCUGGCCAAGCGUACGCUGAAAUCGAAGUUAUGAAAAUGGUAAUGACGGUAACAGCCGGCGAGGCUGGUAGCGUAUUCUACGUUAAAAGACCAGGUGCCAUUCUCGAGGCUGGUACUCUUAUCGCUCACUUAGAAUUAGACGAUCCGUCUUUAGUGACUAAAGCUCAAGACUACACGGGUCAAUUCCCGGAAACCGCGCCCCCUGCUGUUUCCGAGAAAUUGAAUCAUCUUCAUGCCAAAUACAGAGCUGCUCUGGAAAACACUCUGGGUGGAUAUUGUUUGCCGGACCCGUACCAUUUGCCACGUGUACGAGAACUUAUCGAGAAGUUUAUGAGUUCACUUCGAGAUCCUAGCUUGCCUUUGCUCGAACUCCAAGAGGUGAUCGCAACGAUAUCCGGAAGAAUUCCGAUCGCUGUCGAGAAAAAGAUCCGAAAAUUAAUGUCGUUGUACGAAAGGAACAUAACUUCCGUUCUAGCUCAGUUCCCUAGCCAACAAAUCGCCGCUGUGAUCGAUGGCCAUGCGGCAACCGUUUCCAAGCGAUCCGAACGCGAUGUGUUCUUUUUGACCACCCAGGCUAUAGUGCAAUUAGUACAAAGAUAUAGGAACGGAAUACGUGGGAGAAUGAAGACCGCCGUUCACGAGCUUCUUAGACAAUACUACACCGUCGAGAGUCAAUUCCAACAAGGUCAUUACGACAAGUGCGUGUCAGCUUUAAUAGACCAAUACAAGGAUGACGUAGCCACGGUAACAGCUAUGCUCUUCAGUCACAAUCAAGUGACAAAGAAAAACGUCCUGGUGACGAUGCUUAUAGAUCAUCUUUGGGCGAACGAACCUGGCCUCACCGAUGAAUUAUCGAGCACGUUGACGGAACUGACGAGUUUGAAUCGUACGGAGCACAGUCGUGUCGCAUUACGCGCGAGACAAGUGUUGAUCGCCGCUCAUCAACCUGCUUACGAAUUGAGACACAAUCAAAUGGAAUCUAUAUUCUUGUCAGCCGUGGACUUGUACGGACACGAUUUCCAUCCAGAAAAUCUACAGAAAUUAAUCCUCUCCGAGACGUCUAUCUUCGAUAUUCUUCACGACUUCUUCUACCAUUCGAAUCGUGCAGUCUGCAACGCUGCUCUGGAGGUUUACGUGCGAAGGGCGUACAUCAGUUACGAGUUGACCUGUUUGCAACACCUCGAGUUAUCGGGCGAAGUACCGUUGGUACACUUCCAGUUCUUGCUACCUAACAAUCAUCCGAACAGACAGAACCAGUCACCGGUUAAUCACAGAGUCGGAGCAAUGGCAGCCUUCCAAGACAUGGAACAGUUUGUCAGAUACUCCGACGAGAUACUUGAUCUUCUAGAAGAUCUCUCGUCGACCACGUCGGUCUCGGCUAAAGUCUUAGAAGCGGUUGACGCGGCUGGAAGCGAAUCGAGGCAUAGCACGUCUAUAAACGUGUCUCUGAGCAUGGGUGACCCUCCUGUACCGGUGGAGAUCAGCGGUACCGGUGAGAGACCAGCGGAACCGGUGCACAUUUUAAGCAUCGCCGUUCAAGAGAAAGAAAACCACGACGACGCUGCUCUGGCCAGGCUGUUCGGCGAUUGGUGCGCCACGAACAAAGAUGAACUGAUGUCACGGGGUAUCAGAAGGGUCACGUUCGCCGCUUUGAAGAGAAGACAGGUACCAAAGUUCUUCACGUUCCGUCAGAGAGACGGUUUCGUCGAGGACAGGAUUUACCGACACCUCGAGCCCGCUUGUGCCUUCCAACUGGAACUGAACAGAAUGAGAACGUACGAUCUGGAAGCACUGCCUACCUCCAAUCAAAAGAUGCAUCUAUACCUUGGCCAGGCUAAAGUUGCCAAAGGGCAACAAGUCACCGAUUAUCGUUUCUUCAUUCGUUCUAUCAUAAGACACUCCGAUCUGAUAACCAAAGAAGCCAGCUUCGAUUAUCUUCACAACGAAGGUGAACGAGUUCUCCUGGAAGCGAUGGAUGAAUUAGAGGUCGCGUUCUCGCAUCCACUUGCUAAACGUACCGAAUGUAAUCAUAUAUUCUUGAACUUUGUGCCAACCGUUAUUAUGGAUCCAGUUAGAAUAGAAGAAAGCGUAACCAGCAUGAUCCUCAGGUAUGGUCCAAGGCUAUGGAAGUUACGCGUACGUCAAGCUGAAAUCAAGAUGACCAUUCGUCCGGCUCCGGGGAAAGCAAUAUCCACAAUACGUUUGUCGAUCGCCAACGAUAGCGGUUACAGUAUAGACUUGCACGUUUACACAGAAGCAACCGAUCCAAAGACCGGGAUUGUUCGUUUCGAAUCAUCCCCUUCGGCGACGAACAAAUCUUGGAGACCAGGACCCAUGCACGGUUUACCUAUCUCCACUCCUUACUUAACCAAAGAUUAUCUUCAAGCGAAACGUUUCCAAGCCCAAAGUGCUGGCACGACUUACGUAUACGAUUUGCCGGACAUGUUUAGACAACAAACGGAAAUGAUGUGGCAUAAAUAUAUAGAGGAAAGGCCUGACUGCGAGAUAACUAUUCCAAAUCCUGUGAUGGAUUGCGUCGAAUUGGUGUUGGAGGGUGAACACUUGGUGGAACAGAAACGUCUGCCUGGUGAGAAUAACGUUGGUAUGGUUGCCUGGAGGCUAAGACUUUACACGCCAGAGUAUCCAGAGUCUGGACGAGACGUUAUAUUAAUUGCUAAUGAUUUGACACAUUUAAUUGGUUCCUUUGGUAUCAAGGAAGAUCUGGUGUUCUGUAGAGCAUCGGAAAGGGCCAGGCAACUUGGUAUUCCUAGAAUAUAUUUCUCAGCAAAUUCUGGAGCUCGCAUUGGCUUAGCUGAAGAAGUUAAAGCAUUGUUUAGAAUCGCAUGGGAAAAUGAAAACGAGCCAGAGAAAGGCUUUAAAUAUAUUUACCUAACACCAGACGAUUAUGCUCGUUUAGCACCUUUUAAUUCAGUAAAAACUUCGUUGAUCGAAGAUCACGGGGAAUCUCGUUAUAAGAUUACCGAUAUUAUUGGCAAAGACGAUGGACUUGGCGUGGAGAAUUUAAAAUAUGCUGGAAUGAUUGCUGGAGAAACAUCUAGAGCCUAUGAAGAGAUAGUCACAAUUUCAAUUGUAUCUUGUAGAGCCAUCGGUAUCGGUGCUUAUCUGGUACGUCUUGGACAGAGAGUGAUUCAGAUUGAAAAUUCACACAUUAUUUUAACCGGUUACAAAGCAUUGAACGCUGUGCUAGGUCGUGAAGUAUACGCGAGUAACAAUCAGUUAGGUGGUAUACAAAUUAUGCAUAACAACGGUGUGUCCCACACAACUGAUCCAAGAGACUUGGAUGGUGUUGCAACAGCUCUACGAUGGCUAAGCUUUUGUCCUAAAUACAAAGGUGCACCUCUUCCUAUAUUACCAACACCUCUUCCUGAUCCAGUUGAAAGGGAGAUCAGCUAUGUUCCUACUAAGACAGCCUAUGAUCCAAGAUGGAUGUUGGAGGGUAGAUAUUCACAGAAUGGUACAAACAGCUGGGAAAGUGGAUUCUUUGACCGUGGUUCUUGGCAGGAAAUAAUGAGACCCUGGGCUCAGACUGUAGUAACCGGCCGAGCUAGAUUGGGUGGAAUUCCUUGCGGUGUCAUCGCAGUUGAAACUAGGACCGUCGAGUUGCAUUUACCAGCAGAUCCUGCCAAUAUCGAUUCAGAAGCUAAAACAAUAUCUCAAGCUGGACAAGUGUGGUUCCCCGAUAGCGCGUACAAAACUGCUCAAGCUAUUAAAGACUUUGGAAAGGAGGAACUACCACUUUUCAUUUUUGCUAAUUGGAGAGGAUUUUCUGGUGGAAUGAAAGACAUGUACGAACAAAUUAUAAAAUUCGGUGCUUACAUCGUCGAUGGCUUGAGAGAAUAUACCAAACCAAUAUUUGUGUAUAUCCCACCGCACGGAGAGUUAAGAGGCGGUGCCUGGGCGGUAGUUGAUCCAACGAUAAAUCCUCGUUACAUGGAAAUGUUUGCCGACAACACAAGCAGAGCCGGAGUUCUCGAACCUGGUGGCAUAGUAGAAAUUAAGUUCAGGUCUAAAGAUAUACUUAAAGUUAUGCACAGGAUCGACGGUGUUAUUCAGAAACUCAAAGAAAAAUUACCUACUGCAAAUUCACCGGAAGAACGAACAGAAAUCGAAGCUCAAAUACGUAAAAGAGAAUUGAAUUUAGAACCGAUGUAUCACCAAGUCGCAAUUCACUUUGCUGAUCUCCACGAUACACCGGAAAGAAUGUUUGAGAAAAAUGCAAUUCAUGAUAUUGUUCCAUGGCGAAGGGCACGUAGAUCGCUAUAUUGGAGACUCAGAAGAAGACUUUUGGAAGAUGAAAUUAGAGAAGAAAUUCUGUCGACUCAACGUAGCUUAGACGUUCGACAAAUCGGUGCAAUGUUGCGUAGAUGGUUUAUAGAAGACAAAGGGACCACUGAAUCCUAUCUGUGGGAUCAGGAUGAAGCUGCGACAAUUUGGCUGGAGCAACAACGUCAAGACGAGAACAGUGUUGUUUCACGUAACAUUACCUGUGUGAAACAAGAUGCGGUUGUAUCUCGUAUCAAAGAAGCCUUGGAAGCAUGCCCGGAAAUGAGAUUAAACGCAAUAUUGGAAAUUGCCCAUAGGCUACAACCGGCAGAACGUAGCGAACUGCAAAGAACUUUAUCACAAAUUGAAACGACUACCCAGGAACACCACAAUGACUCAAGUGCUUCAUCCUAA
This is a messenger RNA of Osmia lignaria (orchard mason bee), 10093 nucleotides long. RefSeq names its product acetyl-CoA carboxylase (gene ACC). Gene Ontology annotation, cellular component: mitochondrion. NCBI's taxonomy places the organism in Eukaryota, Metazoa, Arthropoda, Insecta, Hymenoptera, Megachilidae. The record is from RefSeq and is a predicted model, not a curated record. Gene Ontology annotation, biological process: fatty acid biosynthetic process. Gene Ontology annotation, molecular function: metal ion binding; acetyl-CoA carboxylase activity; ATP binding.